AUGGAUCCGAUUGCAAGAAAUAUCGUUAAUUUAAACGUAUUGCGCCGACACGACGAGAAGAUUGUUGAAAUUAUCGAUAGUUCAAGUCAUGUUGUUGUAUACAAAAUUGAUCACGAACAAUCCGCGUGGACCAAGAAAGGAGUUGAAGGCACAAUGUUCGUUUUUAAAAGGCAACCCGUAUAUGGUUUCAUAGUGAUGAAUCGAUUAGGCAUCGACAAUUUUAUGGCUCCUUUAACAGACAGCAUGGAACUUGAAUUUAAGGAUGAAAUUAUUAUAUACCGAACUGAUGAUGAUGAUAUCCAUGGUAUCUGGGUAUUUGAAGAAAAGGAUAAAGAAAGGAUAGGAAAGACAUUACGAGAAUGUCGCGAAUCAGCAAAAACAGUCGAAGUACCACCACCGUUAGAGCAUUUAACACCAAAAUCUUAUGGCAAACAGAUAAAUAUAGAAGAUCUUCUAAAAUCACCAGAAAUAAACCAAACGAAUGGUAGUACAAUUUCAACACCCCAGCGAAGCACGUCAUCGCACGAGUUGCCUCAGAAAACUUCACAUGACACACCAAACAAUAUUUUAGACGGAAAAAUGCUUUUAAAGUUGUUACGACAACCUACAAAUGUUUCAAAAGCGACAUCCUCAAACCCAAAUUCAUACAUAUCUCCAAAACCAAUACCACAGUUACCUUUACCGUUACCUACUGAAACGAUACCUUAUGACCAAAGUUUGGGCCCUCCGUUUUCUAACAAUCAAGGAGGUUCAAAUGCCAAUAUAUCAGCUUUAUUUGGAAUAAAUAGUCCUGAAUUACAGCGCACACAGGUUCUGGAUGCUUCCAUUACGUGUCUCCCGAGAUUUCCUGAUGGUACUAAAAAGAUGCUGAGCAAAUCGGAGUUUACGCAAAAAUAUUUAAAUUUAAUUCAGUCUGAUCCAUCUUUCAUGGAUAUCCUUUACCAAAAUUACAUUGUUAAAACGCAAGAGAAUAUGUGA
Molecule: messenger RNA, 978 nt
Organism: Acaulospora morrowiae
Lineage: Eukaryota; Fungi; Glomeromycota; Glomeromycetes; Diversisporales; Acaulosporaceae
Source: the annotation of a GenBank genome assembly